CAAAGGCUUAAAGACAACAUGGCUCCCUUUAAGAAUCUAAAGUUGACUUUGGAAGCGCUCAACCAAGAGUGCACUUAUUCUGCAGGAGAUACUAUUCGAGGCACUCUUUCUUUCUAUCUGAACAGUGAGACCACAGUGAAGAGCAUUUCAGUGAAGGCUAAAGGGGACGCAAUGGUGAAGUGGACAAAAAAAUCUGGAAAUAGUACAACGUACUACAAGGGGCACGUGAGGUAUUUAAAAAUCAAAGAGUACUUGGUUGCAAAAGAUACUGGAGGCACUGUGCUUCGCCAAGGGCCUCAUAAUUUCAAGUUCUCACUCAAAAUUCCUCCGGGGGGAAUGCCAUCGUCCUUCCAUGCGGAACAUGGAAAAAUUGUGUACAUGGUUGAAGCAAAAAUUUCCAGAAGUUGGCGGUGUCCUUCGUGUGUGAAAACAGAGAUCAAUUUUCUUUCAAAGUGGUUUCCACCAAUUCAUCAAGCCAUGCAUCCAUUAUCUGGUUCAGUGGAUAAAGAGGUGGGGAUUUUCUCCAGCGGACAGCUCCACAUGACUGCUUCACUUAACCGAGGAGUUUGCUUCCCAGGUGACACAUUGUCUGCCUCUGCCAGAAUCCGCAACUCUUCUUCGAAAUCUGUGAAGCCCAAAUUCAGUUUGCACCAGAAGAUUGUGUACAGCGUCAAACACUACACCAAGACCAGUGACCAAGUCAUACUCAAAAUGGUUGGAGACCCAAUCACACCAAGAUCAGAGGUGAUGGUUCCCUGUGAAGUGAAGAUUCCUCUUCAUGCUGUCUACACUCUCCGUAACUGUCAAAUCAUCUCAGUUGAACAUUACCUCAAGGUGUAUCUGGACGUCAGGUUUGCUUUCGAUCCAGAGGUGGUGUUUCCGCUCCUCAUUGUUCCGUCAAACCAUGUCCAUGCUCAGCUCAGUCCCAGACAGCAUGUCCAUAAUCUCCUCAUUGAUGCUGCUGUGAAUUGGAGCCCACGUGCCUAUGUGGCGGCCAUCUUGCAGGGGUUGACCUCGCUUCCACAGCACAUUGAGGAAUGAUAUGUUUCACCAUAAUUGUGAUUAUAAAUUGAUCACUUUUUAAAUUCUAUUCCAGUUGAUGAUGAACAUCAGACAUGGAGGACAGACAGACAUAAACAGAAUGAAAUGAACUCAUAAACUGUUCAGGCUGAUUGAGUUUUUUUAUUGAAAGAAUUAGUUUAAGGAUUUAUAUUGUACUUGAUUGUUAUUGAUAUUAAGAUUGUAUGAUUCUGAUUAUCAUUAUUUUUAUAUUGCAUUGUUAUCUCUAUUAUUAUCACGAUUAAUUAAUAUUGCUAUUUUUUUUAAUUCUGUAAUCACUAUUAUGAUUAUUAUUGCUAUUAUUUUCUUUUAAUCAUCACAAUAUUGCUAUUUCCAUAUUAAUAUAUUUGCUUUUGAUUCAUACUGAGUUUCAACGUGAUAAAUACCAUAAACAGGAAAGCCUCAGACACGACAUCUGUCUCAUUAAAAGCUUCUGCAUAUCUACAAACUACUAUUAAUAUAAAAUACUCGUUUAUUGAUGGGUUUUUUUUUUCUCGCAAUGGUGCAGUCACGUGUUGAAUAAUGUAAAGUGAGCUGCAUUUUCUGUGAAGAAACUGGA
Messenger RNA from Salarias fasciatus (jewelled blenny), 1618 nucleotides. RefSeq names its product arrestin domain-containing protein 3-like. Gene Ontology annotation, biological process: protein transport. Gene Ontology annotation, cellular component: cytoplasm; plasma membrane. NCBI's taxonomy places the organism in Eukaryota, Metazoa, Chordata, Actinopteri, Blenniiformes, Blenniidae. The transcript is spliced from 6 exons. The record is from RefSeq and is a predicted model, not a curated record. The coding region runs from base 19 to 1041 and encodes 340 amino acids.